Diaporthe amygdali is the source of this 1419-nucleotide messenger RNA. Its product is annotated as FAD/NAD(P)-binding domain-containing protein. The record is from RefSeq and is a predicted model, not a curated record. The transcript has a single exon. The coding region runs from base 1 to 1419 and encodes 472 amino acids. NCBI's taxonomy places the organism in Eukaryota, Fungi, Ascomycota, Sordariomycetes, Diaporthales, Diaporthaceae.
AUGCGGUUUGCCAGUUUCCCAGCUUUCCUGGCCGUAACGGUGGGCGUGGCUCUAGCCACUGCAGGCACCCUCCGCAACCAAACGCGUGACAUCGCCAUCAUCGGCGGCGGCGCAAGCGGAACGUACGCUGCGAUACGUCUUCAACAAAUGGGAUACACCGUUGCCCUGGUAGAGAAGCAGUCGCAACUUGGAGGCCAUGUCAACACCUUCCAUGACACUACCACGGGCAAGGUCUUCGACUUUGGAGUGAUGCAAUACCAGAAUGUUUCUGUGGUAACGGACUUCUUCACCUCUCUCGAAGUCCCAUUUGCAUCCCUAUCCGGCAGCAAGACAUCUAGGCUGUACGCCAAUUUUCAAACAGACGGCAAGGCGGUCGAGAUACCCGACUCCGUUCUGUGGGCAAACCAAACGGCUUUGCAACUGGCCCUCCAAAAGUACAUGAAGAUAGUCGCGCAGUACCCAUACCUCGACAACGGAUUCGAGCUCCCAGAUCCUGUCCCGGAAGAUCUCCUGUUACCCUGGGGCGACUUCUUGGACAAGUACGAGCUCGGUGCUAUAUCGGACAUGUCAUUCAUCUACAUGCAAGGCCUUGGCAACAUCCUAGCUCAAAGGACCCUGUAUGUUAUGAAGUACUUCUCUUUGUCCCUGGUCAAGCAAUUCGUCGGCACCGGGAGCGGGGUGGUGGCAGUGCCAGCGACGAGCGGCGGAAACCAAGUCCUUUAUGACACAGCCCUCGGACAGCUGGGCAAGGGCGCAUACCUCAGCAGCACAAUUUCAAGCAUCAGGCGAAGUGGCUGCGGUGUGGCCGUGUCUGUAAGCACUCCCAGUGGAACAGAGGUCAUCCAUGCGAGAGAGCUUCUCAUUGCGAUUCAACCAACACUCUCUAACCUUCAGAAUCUGGGUCUCGAUCUGGGUGACCAUGAGAGGAGUCUUUUUGGUCAGUUCAACAAUAGCUACACCUCAGUCGGUGUGCUAAACGUAUCUGGUCUUCCUCCAUCCACCCUGUUCUCAAAUGUCGAUCUCGACGCUCCGUAUGCGAUUCCAGCUCAGCCAACAUCGUACACUUUUCGAACGGUAGCUGGCAACCCAAGUCUUGCCACGGUGUACUUUGGCAGCUCCGCCUUCCUGUCAGACGAGGCCAUGAAGGAAACAAUAUUGCAGGAGCUAUCGAGGAUCGUUACUGGAAACGGGUACAACAUUUCAGGAAUUCCUAGCUUCGCGGCUUUCGAGAACCAUUCGCCCUACCAGCUGACCGUUUCUAACGAGGCUAUCGAGGACAGAUUCUAUGAUGAAAUCAAUGCCUUGCAGGGACAGAGAAACACGUGGUGGACGGGUGCAGCUUGGACAUCGCAGGACAGUACCGCUAUAUGGAAUUGGACGGAACAUACCCUUCUGCCGAAGAUUGUUGCAUCUCUAUAA